Messenger RNA from Penaeus monodon (black tiger shrimp), 582 nucleotides. RefSeq names its product collagen alpha-2(IX) chain-like. The transcript is spliced from 4 exons. NCBI's taxonomy places the organism in Eukaryota, Metazoa, Arthropoda, Malacostraca, Decapoda, Penaeidae. Bases 1 to 567 code for a protein of 188 amino acids. The record is from RefSeq and is a predicted model, not a curated record.
AUGUCCAUGCCUCUGUGCGCUCAACUUUUCUUCCACAGGGGCAGGAAAGGGGAGAAGGGACAACGAGGACCGCCAGGGCUCAAGGGCGCCAAGGGAAGACUUCUGGUUGACCUUUCGGAGCUAAAGCAAGGCCCCAAAGGAGACAAAGGGAAUAGAGGUUUGACUGGGUGGCCAGGAUUUAGCGGAAGGAAGGGUUCCAAAGGGCUUCCUGGCCUGGACGGAAGCCCUGGAGUCGAAGGAGAAGGAGGAGCCCCAGGUUGGCCGGGUUUCCAGGGGCCUCCAGGUCCGGCGGGAGACAGAGGGCGCCCUGGGAUCAAAGGAUCGCUGGGCUCCGACGGGUUGCCCGGCUUAGACAGACCUUCCGGGCCCCCAGGUGACGUGGGCGACCCAGGACCCAGCUUACAAGGGCAGAGCGGAUUCCCGGGGCCGAAGGGCAGCAAAGGGGAACAAGGUCCUUCUCCGUCAGGAUUCGACGGACUCCCUGGUCCGAGUGGAGUCCCAGGGGUAGACGGACCCAAAGGGGGCCCCGGGACCUUGGGGAGACCUGGCUAUGCCGUGAGAAACUAAGCGUCAAGUUCUUCC